GCUUAGGAAUUCGAAGAAUAGAGUUUUUUCAACGAAGUUUGGAGACUUGAUAUCUUAAGACUGAUUGAAUUUCUCAGUUGAUUGGAAUUUCAGCUAAUCUGUCACCCUUUGACUGAUAUUUUGAUUAAUUCACAUACUCACUCUCCGGCCACGAUAUCGUGGGUGGCGAUAAGGAUUUGUGUGUGAAAAGUGUCUUAUCGAAUUUUCGCAGUGAGAGAGAGAGCUUUGCCAGCGAUUCUCACCUGAACCGAUCGACAGUGUGAAUUGUGACUCGGUGCCGAAAUUCAAAAGUUGCGCUCAUGUGAAAGAGGGAGGCGAAUCCGCCAAGAAAAGAAGGAUUUCUCCCACAAUUCUAUAUCAACUGGUGGAAGGAAAAGUGAGAACGUUGUUCAGAAGUUGCAGGACAAAGGCAAAAGAUAGAAAAUGUAUUCGUCCUUCAAGUACCUUCGCCCAGUAGUGAUUUUUGCAGGAGUGAUUGGAAUGCUGCAAGCGCUACUGUGGAUAGCCUUUGCCAUCGUCGGACUGACCGCCUAUUAUUGCCACAUGAGCUUCGAGAAUGUCUGGCCGAGCAUGGGAUCCCUCUUAGAGCUCACAUUCUUCCACGUCUACUUCCGCGGACCCUGCGACCUGCCCCACUUUCCCGCCAUAGACUUCGGCGUGGUGGAUGGCUUGCCGCUCCUGGAGCCCAUCGAUGUCCACGCCAUGGCCUGGACAUACCUCAUCAUCUCCUUCUUCUGGCUCAUCAGUUCCCUCACGAUCAUCAUAACGUGCAAAGAGGAAUACAUAAGAUAUGCCAACAUCUUUCUCUACAUUUGGAUUUUCCUCACCUUGGCCAUCUCGAUUGUGGACAUGGCUUUGGGAAUCCUCUUUGGACUCGAUUACGGAACCAUUAUGGACCAUGCUUAUACAAUUGACUUCGUGGGAGCAACGAUCAAUCAUGCGAUCCUUCUGGCUGCUCAGGCUUCGGCGGGCGUCUUGAUGGGAGUGGCAUUCCGCGGAUUCCUCUUGUGGCUCAUUAAUGUCUUCCUAGCUCUCUAUCUCUUCACGCACACUUUCAAGAUUUCCGAUCACAAUCGCAUGAAGGCCGGAGUUGAUAACGUGACUUUCGCUUCCGAACCGCAUUCUCUCAAUAAGCACGAGAAACCGAUCGACGCGUAUGGAUUUAGCAACGCGCGUCCAGCGAGCGUCUGGCAAACUCCGAGCUCCUUCAAUCCUGAUCGUCACGCAGCUCCUGACGAUCGUGAUUAUCGACGCGGCGUCUCUACGUAUGAACUUCAUCCGGUGCAGCAACCGCCGCCGCCUGUUGUCCGUCGCCGUGACGAUGACGUGAUUCUCCGCCGCGAUGCCGCGCAGAGUGUGGCUCGAGAGAUCAAUCAUCGCAACAGCUUCAGGAACGAACCCGGAGUCCCAGCUCCAGACUACAGUCCACCAAUGCCCAGGGGGAACCCUUACGAGAAUCGCCCGGCGCUCAAGUCCGCCCUCAGAGCGUCGAGAUAUCAGUAAAUGUAGACAGACAUCAUUUCAUUGAAUAGAGAAA
This is a messenger RNA of Phlebotomus argentipes, 1537 nucleotides long. RefSeq lists its product as uncharacterized. Bases 424 to 1503 code for a protein of 359 amino acids. Lineage: Eukaryota; Metazoa; Arthropoda; Insecta; Diptera; Psychodidae. The record is from RefSeq and is a predicted model, not a curated record. The transcript is spliced from 6 exons.